Dichotomopilus funicola is the source of this 309-nucleotide messenger RNA. RefSeq lists its product as uncharacterized. NCBI's taxonomy places the organism in Eukaryota, Fungi, Ascomycota, Sordariomycetes, Sordariales, Chaetomiaceae. The record is from RefSeq and is a predicted model, not a curated record. The coding region runs from base 1 to 309 and encodes 102 amino acids. The transcript has a single exon.
AUGCGCACAAAUUACGAGCACGCAGCAGUCGUCGGCCUUGUGGUGAUCGACUUGGCAGACCUGCAAAGCACGUCUCGCCGACUUUUGGAUACUACCGCGCGGGCCCGCACGUGUGUUGGGUGUGACCAACAAAUCAGCCAAGCAGCCAAGAAGCCAAGUUCCACGACCCUCGCACACUUCUCGAAGAAUCGAACGGACAGCUUGUCCGCUGACCGUUUUGAUCCCCGGACCGCUGAAAUGUCCGUUCUCUGGUUUGCGGUCCCUCCGAUUGGUUGUUUAUUCUUCCAUCACGCCUUUGAGCUGGAGUGA